CCAGGCUGAGAACGAGGCACCGGCUCUCCCGCAGCUGAUUGGAAGCGUUGGGUGAAUGAGUGCGCGUGGGGCCGGAGCAGUGAGGCGGCUGUGGCUCGGCGCUGCUGUGCGAGCCGGCCUGCCGGCCGGGGACCCCUGAGCUCACAAGGUGCUGAAGAAGUGAGCCCUCUGUCCACCCAGGCGGCUGAGCCAGGUGGGGCCAUGGCAGGCCGCUGCUGCCUGGAUCUGGGGCUGUUCUGCUGGGUCCUGCUUGCUGUACCUGUGGGUCCGCAGCCUGCUUCCUCUGUACCAGGUCCCCCUCUUACUACUCUGACCCCACCACCUCAGAGUGAGGCCUCUAUGCUAUCUCUCAACCUGGGACUAAACUUCAAAUUCCAUCUCCGGGGACCUGCUGCUGUCUGGGGAAGCCCUGUUACCGAGACCCAUCCUCUCUCUCCUGGACUAGGCCAGGAGUCUGAGGAAGAGGAGGAAGGCGAUCUGAGGACUGAUCCCCUUUGGGAACUGCUGGUGGGGUCCCCUGGGAACUACCUCCCAGAAUGGGGCUCUGCGGAAGGCAGCUUUACACCCUGGACUUCCUCCUUGCCUCCUGAGUCCACAUCCCCCCUCUCAGGGCCCGCCAAGCGGCCCACUGUUCCCUUUCAACCUAGGAUGGGCACUGUGACCUGGGCCACUGCUCUGACAGGGACAGCGCCUCCAACCAGUGCUCCCAGGCCUCAUCAGAGUGAGCUUGAGGUAAAGUUUGAUGUAGCUUUGAGAGCAGGUGCUGCCCCCACUCUUGGUCAUCGGUCACUACCCCUGCUGCCCAGCCUGCGGGCCAGCCUGGCAGAGAUUGCUGGGCGCCUGGGACCUUUCGGGUUCUUUGGUACUACUGUGUCCCCACUCCGGAACUCCUCAAGCCAGAGUUACCCGGGCACAACGACACAUCCAAGUUUUGCUUCUGAAGUGUCAGAUUCUCCUGGGCUCUUUGGUACCACUGGGUCAUUUUCCCCACCUCUCCUGGAAAGGGAGUUGUCAAGCCCAAGCCUGUUGGAUUCAGUGGCUUCCGCGAGCUCUGCCCCAAUCGAGACAACACCAGUGCUACAUGACCCCACCAUCUCCACUUCUGGUCCAGACGAACUCUCUCCUGCCAGCUUCAGGAAUCCUUCAGCACAGCCUGGAUGUGAGCCAGGCUCUUGUAGUGAGCCAGCGUUGCCCGACGACUUGGGGCAGCCGCCUGCCUCCCCGCUGCCUCUCUUCUUCCUGACCCUGGAGGCCGACUGGGCAGAGGCUAGGGCUCGCUGGGGCCUAGCCUGGGAGGCCCAUGUAUAUGGAGCAGGAGCACUCUUCGGCCUGGUGGCUCUGCUGGCUCUGUUGGCUUUGGCCCUCUUGCCCUGGCGAUGUCCGCCCGGCGCCCCCUGCCUGGCGUUGCUGGAUCUGCUGCUGCUCUCGGCGGGGACCACUCGGGCCUUCCCGCUCUUCUACGACGCCUACGGGCAUCGCGAUCGGCUGCCGACCCUCGCUUGGCUGCUGCUGCAGGACCUUCCGCUGCCCUGCCUAGCCGCAGGUCUGGGGCUGGCUUGCUUGUUGCUGGCCCGACCGCGCACUCCGAGGUGCCCCGCCGGCUUGGCGGCGCUGCUGCUGCUGGGGCUGGCGCUGGCGGCGGCGGCCGCCCUGGGGAGCGCGGUGCACCGCCCGCUGCGGCCGCUGCGGCUCGCCUCCCGCGGGCUGCAUGCCUUCCUCGCUGCCUUCCUGUCGGGGCUCCUGCUGGCGCUCUCUUGUUGGGGCGGCCGGCGGCGGAGGGCCGGAGCACCCUUGGGAGGGUCUGGCUUUAAGGGUGCUACUCCUGUCCCGCAAGUGCGCAGCCCCUUCGCCCCGCGGGAAUCCUGGAGGCGAGCGGCGCGCACAGCCCCGGUGGCCGGGACCUUUGGGUUGCUGAGCGGAGCCCUGCAGGGCUACGAGGUGCUUCACGCUCUGGGCUACGGCGGCCAAGCAGGCUUGGAGGGGCCCUGGCCCUGGUGGGCUUUCCAGCUAGGUCUGCGUCUGGGCGAGGUGGGAGUCGCGCUCCCGUUAGCGCUGCUUGGCCUCUACCCCGCGCUCUGCAGCCCUCGUGUGCCGCGGCGCUGCUGGGCCAAGCUCUUCCGAUUGUCUCCGGGACACGCUGCCCCGCUGCUGCCAGGAGGCUGGGUCCCCGGGAUCCGGGACAAGGAGCCCCUGGGUAGCGCGAUCGCUCGUGGGGACGCGGAGCUGCUGCAGCUAUGCGCCCUAGCAGGCCCAGGUCCUGAUCUCCUUCUCCAAGGUGGAGGCGGCUGCCGGGGAUUCGAAGGUGCCGGGGCCAACCUAACACAGUCACCAGCCUCCUCCCCUAGCAGCGAUUGCACGGUGGACUUCCGCCCGCCCUCACCCAUCAACCUGCGGCGCAGCAUCGAGGAAGCCCUCUGCAGCGAGGCGCUGCUGGCUCCUGGUCUCUUUCAGGGCCCUGCCUUUGGGGAAGCCCUGCCUGGGCUCGAUCUCUACCGCACCAUCUCACUGGGGAACAAGAAAGGGGCAGGACCCAGUGAGAAGGCCGAGAAGGUCCCUGGAUCCCCAGCACCUCCUGAGCUCCCUUCUCCCGGGGCCUGGCCUGCCGGCAGCAGCGCCUCAUCUGGCUCUCUGUGUGGACUCUCACGGGACAGCUCGUCCAUGCUUCUGUGUUCCAGCCCCGACAAGCCCCCGCGCUGUCCGUUAGUCUGCGUCCUCAGUCCCCCGCGGCCCUCAGGAAGCAGCCCCAGCCUCCCAGCCUCAGGAUCCUACCAGGCCCUAUCCCCACCCUCCCGCGACUCCCCGGAACACGCUUCUGAACUGCAGGCUGAGGAGGCAUUGCUGCAAGAGCAAUUCCUGGAUGCCUGCCGACAGAUUGAUGAGCUGAGCAUGGGCAGCGACACCAUAGACCUGUGAAGAGGCGGCUAUCUCACAGCCAAGCCGUUUGCCCCCCAUCCCUUUUCUGGCAUCUGAUCUGCUCAAGACCUCCUCACUGUAAUAAUUCCCCAAUUCCGCCUGGUUCAGAUACCUCUCUCUGAUUCUUCCCCAUCCAGGGGCCCCUGGGUGGGUGAGUCAGCAACCAGGCUCUAUGGAUUGGGAGUCAGUUCCAACUUCUCUGGAGCCGUGGGAUGCUGAUGCCUCCAGCUGCAAUUUUAGGCUGGCAGGGUCCUACUUUCCUUGGCCGUCACCAGCAAUAAAGCUCCAAGGUGCUCCACUCCUGACCACCAUGCCCCCUACCUUGGUGCUGAGUGAGACAGCUGUCCUCAAAGACCUAGUGCCCUGUCUGGGCUCCGUACCCACCUCUGCCAGCUCCUUCACGGAACCGUUCCCUAACGAUGGAUCUGUGGCCCAAGAGACCUUACAGCAAUCGGGUUGGGAAACGAGCGUUUUCAGAGUCAAUGUAUCAAUAAAAUAUUUUCAGAGGA
Messenger RNA from Grammomys surdaster, 3422 nucleotides. It is a transcript of the gene Prrt4, whose product is annotated as proline rich transmembrane protein 4. Bases 202 to 2913 code for a protein of 903 amino acids. The record is from RefSeq and is a predicted model, not a curated record. The transcript has 5 exons. Lineage: Eukaryota; Metazoa; Chordata; Mammalia; Rodentia; Muridae.